Molecule: messenger RNA, 555 nt
Organism: Perkinsus marinus ATCC 50983
Lineage: Eukaryota; Perkinsozoa; Perkinsida; Perkinsidae
Product: sideroflexin, putative
Exons: 5
Coding region: 1-555 (184 amino acids)
Biological process (GO): monoatomic ion transport; mitochondrial transmembrane transport
Cellular component (GO): mitochondrial inner membrane
Molecular function (GO): monoatomic ion transmembrane transporter activity
Source: RefSeq, a predicted model, not a curated record
AUGAAUUAUGUGUUCGGAGAUCUCGUCGAUCUCUACUUUUUCCGUCCGCCGGAGUUCUCGCUGGACCGACCAAGAUAUGAUCCGAAGCGUUACAAGGGUCGAUUGAAACAGAUUGUGACAAUGCUCGAUCCGAGACUCCUGUUCAAGACGGAUGAAGAUGUGAUGGCGGCGAAGGAGUUGUUGCAAAGGUUUCGUGAUGGGGAGAAUACUGGAGCUAAUGAUAAGGAGUUGUGGGCAGCACGGAAGCUGUGUGAGGCAGCGAUUCAUCCGAUUACCCAGGAGGUGAUCCCUCCAUAUGGUCGGAUGGCGUCCUUUGUACCGAUCAACGUACCCAUUGUAUUGGGCAUGCUCACUAUGCAUUCAACACCGGCUAUAGUAUUCUGGCAAUGGGUGAACCAAAGCUAUAAUGCUGUGUUUAAUUAUUGUAAUCGUAGUGGUAUGGAGAUGACGACUGAGCAGCAAGCUGUGUCCUAUGUUCUGGCUACUGGUAAUGACUUCUUCUUGUUGUUGUUGAUUGUAUCUGGCUUCACUGAGGGAGAGGGAAGUAUGGAGUAG